GCUCAGCUCCGGGGUAAUGGAGGCUGAGGAUGAGUGCUGACGGGGCCGGACUCUGGUUCCAGCUUUAGCUCUGCCUCUGGCACUGACUCAAGGUCUGGUUCUGGUAGCCUAAAGACUGGACCACCUUCACUUGACUCUCCAGGCGGGCACGGCUUGCGGACAGGCAGCUAGUCUGGAGCGCUUUCAGGCCGGGAGGGCGUUCUCUUGCUUGGGGUCUGUUCUGAAAAGCCUCCGCUUCCUCCUAGGGACCCCGCCCCACCGGCCGGGCCUCCUCCAUGCGGUUGAAGUAGGUUGGCAACCAUUAACCUGGGUUGCAACUACAGGUGGCACUGGAAGCAGACUGGUUCCUGGACAUGCCCGGUGGAAGGAGAGGCCCUAGCCGGCAGCAGCUAAGUCGUUCAGCUUUACCUUCUUUACAGACUUUGGUUGGUGGGGGCUGUGGCAAUGGAACAGGAUUGAGAAACAGGAAUGGUAGCGCUUUUGGUCUUCCAGUCCCACCUAUCACAGCCUUAAUCACUCCAGGUCCUGUUCGUCAUUGCCAAAUUCCUGACUUGCCUGUGGAUGGGAGCCUGCUCUUUGAGUUUCUUUUUUUCAUCUACCUGUUGGUUGCUCUGUUCAUUCAAUACAUCAACAUCUAUAAAACUGUGUGGUGGUAUCCUUAUAAUCAUCCUGCAUCUUGUACUUCACUGAACUUUCAUCUCAUUGAUUAUCACCUGGCAGCAUUCAUCACAGUGAUGCUUGCAAGAAGGCUUGUAUGGGCCCUCAUCUCAGAGGCCACUAAAGCGGGUGCAGCAUCUAUGUUUCACUACAUGGUUCUGAUAUCAGCGCGCUUGGUGCUACUUACUUUGUGUGGAUGGGUGCUUUGUUGGACUCUGGUCAAUCUCUUUCGAAGCCAUUCAGUCCUCAAUCUCCUCUUCCUUGGCUACCCGUUCGGUGUUUAUGUCCCUCUUUGCUGUUUCCACCAAGAUAGUAGAGCUCAUCUUCUCCUCACAGACUAUAAUUAUAUGGUUCAGCACCAAGCGGUAGAGGAAAGUGCCUCGACUGUGGGCAGCUUGGCCAAGUCCAAAGACUUCCUCUCCUUAUUGUUGGAGUCUCUAAAAGAACAGUUUAAUAACACCACGCCCAUCCCCACCCAUAGUUGCCCGCUGUCUCCAGACCUUAUUCGCAAUGAAGUAGAAUGUUUGAAAGCAGAUUUCAACCACAGAAUCAAGGAAGUCCUCUUCAACUCCCUUUUCAGUGCCUACUAUGUUGCGUUUCUCCCCCUGUGUUUUGUGAAGAGUACCCAGUAUUAUGACAUGCGCUGGUCAUGUGAGCACCUCAUUAUGGUGUGGAUCAAUGCUUUUGUCAUGCUCACCACACAACUGCUGCCAUCCAAAUACUGUGAUUUGCUACAUAAAUCAGCUGCUCAUCUGGGCAAGUGGCAGAAGCUAGAACAUGGGUCCUACAGCAAUGCUCCCCAGCACAUUUGGUCACAAAAUACAAUAUGGCCUCAAGGGGUGCUGGUGCGGCACAGCAGGUGUUUAUAUAGAGCCAUGGGGCCUUACAACGUGGCAGUGCCUUCAGACGUAUCCCAUGCCCGCUUUUAUUUCCUGUUUCAUCGUCCGUUAAGGCUGUUAAAUCUACUCAUCCUUAUCGAGGGCAGUGUUGUCUUCUACCAGCUCUAUUCCUUGCUGCGGUCAGAGAAGUGGAACCACACACUUUCCAUGGCUCUCAUCCUCUUUUGCAACUACUAUGUUUUAUUUAAGCUCCUCCGGGACAGAAUAGUAUUAGGCAGGGCAUACUCCUACCCACUCAACAGUUACGAACUCAAGGCAAACUAAGCUGCCUCUCAACGAUGAGGGAGAACUCAGAUAAAAAUAUUUUCAUACGUUCUAUUUUUUUCUUGUGAUUUUUAUAAAUAUUUAAGAUAUUUUAUAUUUUGUAUACUAUUAUGUUUUGAAAGUUGGGAAGGGUAAGGGAUAUUAAAUGUAUCCGCAAACAAGGUGACGUGAUCUUUCAUGUUUUAGUAUCUUUGAAUAAUAUACAUAUGAGAGCUUUGCCUCUCCAGUAAAAGAUUGAUUUGUUUGUAUGGCCUUGGAAUAACUUGCAUUUAUGAACACAUCUCUUAUAUCACUUGACGUAAUAUCUUUGGUGUGUCUGCUUUCUUUCUAGUCCUUCUUACUGUCUUUAGUUCUUAGCUGGCCAGGAAUUAUUGGUAUAGGAAGGGCGAUGAAUGGAGUUGUCUUCCAGCUCUAAUCUCUCUUAGUUCACUGGCCAGUAGUGUUAUAAAUACUAUAGCAAAAAGUAAGCUAAAGCCAUGGGUGGUUCUGUUUGUUUCCUGCUGGGAGGAAACAUUUCUGAGAUGGCGUCUUGGCUGGUCUGUUCUACCUUGUAACAUUUAAAGAUACUUUUGAAUAAGCUGCUGUCCUGAGGUUCAGGUUUUGCUGUCACUUUUCCUGUUCUUUCACUUCUUUUGCUUCCAAAGCUUUUCCUUUAGUUGUUUGAAGUAAUAAUUUUCAAAGACAGAAAGCUUUUAGAGUGCCUAGUUAUGAAGGAGAUGAUGUGUAAUUGGCCCUGUGGGAGAAAACGAGUGUAAAGGGCCAUGUAAACUAGCGUGUGGGUGUAUUGAAAAUACCCAAGUAACUGGAAGAACAAGCAAACCCCCAGUUAAACAAUCUUGGGCACAACCUAGCAGCAACCAUUUAGAAUGGCAUCAUGUUUGGAGUUAUGAAGGGAUGUGAAAUACAAGAAAUUACUGCUUUGUCCUUAGAGAAUUUGAUCUAGAUCCAAAAUGUGUGUUUUAAAUUUCAUACUCAAAGGCUGGGGAUGUAGUUCAGUGGUACAUGCUUGACUGACAUGCACAAGGCCCUGGGCUUAUACAUGUUUGUGAGUCAAUAAAUAAAUUUCAUACUCUGGAACCUUCAUGUUUGUGAACAUUAACCCUUCAGGGUAUUACCUCCCAUGCUCUUGGGGGGUGAUGUACUUAGUCCGCUGAAGUCAUCAGUUAUCUAAACUUCUACGGUCUUGUCCUGGAGAACCUAAAAUAGAUUGUCAUGUUUUUGUUUUUCCCCCAUCUCUGAUAAUAAUGUUUUCUGUGCUUAGUUUUUUCACACUGAAACUUUGGGUGAUGCAAAAAUACAACUUUAUGAAGUAAAACACCAAUCAUGUAACUCAUAAACUGCAUCUGAAAACAGUUCUUACGGAAGAAUUCCCAAAAGAGAAUAACAAGUCUAAGGAAUAGAUGAAUAGGGGGACAAAGGAGAAUGAUGGAGGGGGUGAAUUCAACUAUGAUAUAUUGUAAAAACUUUUAUAAAUGUCACAAUGUGCCCCAAG
This is a messenger RNA of Castor canadensis (American beaver), 3312 nucleotides long. It is a transcript of the gene Tmem39a, whose product is annotated as transmembrane protein 39A. Gene Ontology annotation, cellular component: endoplasmic reticulum membrane. The record is from RefSeq and is a predicted model, not a curated record. NCBI's taxonomy places the organism in Eukaryota, Metazoa, Chordata, Mammalia, Rodentia, Castoridae. Gene Ontology annotation, biological process: negative regulation of autophagosome assembly; negative regulation of autophagosome maturation.